AUGAGUUCCCAGCCUGUCAGCAGUCCCCUUACACAAUCGGCAACGUUCCUAGUAGUGUCUGCGACGGAAUCGCCGGAUGCCAUACAAACCAUUCGUGAGGCACUGUCUUCUGUUGGCGAUAUAACUAAAAAUGUAUCCAUUCGCCAUCCUAGCUCAAACCUGAGCUGUGUCGUCGGUAUUGGAAGCUCGAUUUGGGACCGUCUGACCGGCCUCCGCAAGCCAACGGAGCUGCACCCGUUCCCAGAAGUCCGCGGCGCCAAGCACACGGCCGUAUCAACACCUGGCGAUAUCCUGUUUCAUAUACGCUCAGAAAGGAGAGACAUCAGCUUCGAAUUCGAGACCCAGCUCCUCGCUAAACUUGGCGAUGCCAUUAAAGUGAUCGACGAGACGUCCGGUUUCCGAUAUUUUGAUGCCCGAGAUCUGUUAGGCUUUGUUGAUGGAACAGCCAACCCGGUUGGACCAGACGUGAAUGACACGGUUUGCAUCACUGAAGCCGAUGACGCGACGGCAGUAGGUGGAAGCUAUAUCGUGGUGCAGAAGUAUAUUCACAACAUGGAUGGCUGGCGGAGUUUAUCGAACGAACAACAAGAAGCCAUCAUUGGACGAACAAAGCUUGAUAACAUUGAGCUUGACGAUGCUGAACAAGGACAGCAGCAGGCCCAUAAGACUCUGGCCACAAUUGAAGACGAAGAUGGUAAUGAACAUGACAUUUUACGGGAUAACAUGCCUUUCGGCUCACCAGGCCACAAAGAGUUUGGAACCUACUUUAUUGGGUAUUCCAAGAAGCUGUGGGUUAUUGAAAAAAUGAUGGAGCGCAUGUUUAUUGGCAAUCCUCCAGGAAAGCACGAUCGCAUUCUUGACUUUUCGACGCCGCUAACGGGCACGACGUUUUACGCACCACCGAGCUCAGUUCUCGACAACCUGGGGUAA
Messenger RNA from Pochonia chlamydosporia 170, 930 nucleotides. Its product is annotated as Dyp-type peroxidase. The coding region runs from base 1 to 930 and encodes 309 amino acids. Gene Ontology annotation, cellular component: cytosol. The transcript has a single exon. The record is from RefSeq and is a predicted model, not a curated record. Gene Ontology annotation, molecular function: heme binding; peroxidase activity. NCBI's taxonomy places the organism in Eukaryota, Fungi, Ascomycota, Sordariomycetes, Hypocreales, Clavicipitaceae.